AUUAUUUCUUCUGAUUGCUUCGCGGUGCACGGAUUCAGCGGCUGCCCAGCCCAGUGGGACUUUCCGCUGUCCACGCGUCUGUGUGUGAUUCUGCCGGCACACCUCUGUCGACGAUGAGGAAAGGUCUGCGGGCGACAGCGGCCCGCUGCGGACUGGGACUGGGAUACGUGCUGCAAAUGCUCGUGCUACCUGCCCUGGCCCUGCUCAGUGCCAGCGGCACCGGUUCGGCCGCUCAAGACGACGACUUUUUUCAUGAACUGCCAGAAACCUUUCCAUCUGAUCCACCUGAGCCUCUGCCACAUUUUCUUAUUGAGCCUGAAGAAGCUUAUAUUGUGAAGAAUAAGCCUGUGAACCUGUAUUGUAAAGCCAGCCCCGCCACCCAGAUCUACUUCAAGUGUAAUAGCGAAUGGGUUCAUCAGAAGGACCACGUAGUAGAUGAGAGAGUAGAUGAAACCUCCGGUCUCAUUGUCCGGGAAGUAAGCAUUGAGAUUUCGCGCCAGCAAGUGGAAGAACUCUUUGGGCCUGAAGAUUACUGGUGCCAGUGUGUGGCCUGGAGCUCAGCCGGUACCACAAAGAGCCGGAAAGCCUACGUGCGCAUUGCAUAUUUACGGAAGACAUUUGAGCAGGAGCCCCUGGGAAAGGAAGUAUCCUUGGAACAGGAAGUCUUGCUCCAGUGCCGACCACCUGAAGGGAUCCCAGUGGCUGAGGUGGAAUGGUUGAAAAAUGAAGACAUAAUUGAUCCCGUUGAAGAUCGGAAUUUUUAUAUUACUAUUGAUCACAACCUCAUCAUAAAGCAGGCCCGCCUCUCAGAUACCGCAAACUAUACUUGUGUCGCCAAAAACAUUGUUGCCAAGAGGAAAAGCACAACGGCAACUGUCAUCGUCUACGUAAAUGGUGGCUGGUCCACUUGGACAGAGUGGUCUGUGUGCAAUAGCCGCUGUGGACGAGGGUAUCAGAAACGCACGAGGACCUGCACCAACCCAGCGCCACUUAAUGGUGGUGCCUUCUGUGAAGGGCAGAGCGUGCAGAAAAUAGCCUGUACCACAUUAUGCCCAGUGGAUGGCAGGUGGACCUCCUGGAGCAAGUGGUCUACUUGUGGGACGGAGUGCACACACUGGCGCAGGAGGGAGUGCACAGCGCCAGCCCCCAAGAACGGAGGCAAGGACUGCGAUGGUCUGGUCUUGCAAUCCAAGAACUGCACUGAUGGGCUUUGCAUGCAGAGUUUCAUUUAUCCUAUUUCAACCGAACAGAGAACCCAGAAUGAAUAUGGAUUUUCUUCUGCUCCUGACUCAGAUGACGUCGCCCUGUAUGUUGGCAUUGUGAUAGCCGUGAUCGUUUGCCUGGCCAUUUCUGUCACUGUGGCCCUGUUUGUGUAUCGGAAGAACCAUCGUGACUUUGAGUCUGAUAUCAUUGACUCUUCGGCACUCAAUGGAGGCUUUCAGCCUGUGAACAUCAAGGCAGCAAGGCAAGAUCUCCUGGCAGUCCCCCCAGACCUCACGUCAGCAGCAGCCAUGUACAGAGGACCUGUCUAUGCCUUGCAUGAUGUAUCAGACAAAAUCCCAAUGACCAACUCUCCAAUUCUGGACCCCCUGCCUAACCUGAAAAUCAAAGUGUACAACACCUCAGGUGCUGUCACCCCCCAGGAUGACCUCUCUGAAUUUGCAUCAAAGCUGUCCCCUCAGAUGACCCAGUCCUUGUUGGAGAAUGAGGCCCUCAACCUGAAGAAUCAGAGUCUAGCGAGGCAGACGGACCCAUCCUGUACUGCGUUUGGCACCUUCAACUCUCUCGGGGGUCACCUUAUUGUUCCCAAUUCAGGAGUUAGCUUGCUGAUUCCUGCUGGGGCCAUUCCCCAAGGGAGAGUCUACGAAAUGUAUGUGACUGUACACAGGAAAGAAAAUAUGAGGCCACCCAUGGAAGACACUCAGACACUCUUGACCCCUGUGGUGAGCUGUGGGCCUCCAGGAGCCCUGUUGACCCGCCCCGUCAUCCUUACUAUGCAUCACUGCGCAGAUCCCAAUACCGAAGACUGGAAGAUACAGCUCAAAAACCAGGCAGCUCAGGGGCAGUGGGAGGACGUGGUGGUGGUGGGAGAGGAAAACUUCACGACCCCCUGCUACAUUCAGCUGGACGCAGAAGCCUGCCACCUCCUCACAGAGAACCUCAGCACCUACGCCCUGGUAGGGCAGUCCACCACCAAAGCGGCCGCCAAGCGCCUGAAGCUGGCCAUCUUCGGGCCGCUCUGCUGCUCGUCUCUGGAGUACAGCAUCCGAGUCUACUGUCUGGAUGACACCCAAGACUCCCUGAAGGAAGUUCUGCAGCUUGAGAGACAGAUGGGAGGACAGCUCCUAGAAGAACCUAAGGCUCUUCAUUUCAAAGGCAGCACCCACAACCUGCGCCUGUCGAUUCACGACAUCGCCCAUUCACUCUGGAAGAGCAAAUUGCUAGCUAAAUAUCAGGAAAUUCCUUUUUACCACAUCUGGAGUGGGUCUCAGAGAAACCUCCACUGCACGUUCACUCUGGAAAGAUUUAGCCUGAACACGGUGGAGCUGGUUUGCAAACUCUGUGUGCGACAGGUAGAAGGAGAAGGGCAGAUCUUCCAGCUUACCUGCACCGUGUCAGAGGAACCUACUGGCAUUGAUUUGCCUCUGCUGGAUCCAGCGAGCACCAUCACCACCAUGACAGGACCCAGUGCUUUCAGCAUCCCUCCCCCUAUCCGGCAGAAGCUCUGUAGCAGCCUGGAUGCCCCACAGACCAGAGGCCAUGACUGGAGGAUGCUGGCCCAUAAGCUAAACCUGGACAGGUACUUGAAUUACUUUGCCACCAAAUCAAGCCCAACUGGCGUAAUCCUGGAUCUUUGGGAAGCACAGAACUUCCCGGAUGGAAACCUGAGCAUGCUGGCAGCUGUCUUGGAAGAAAUGGGAAGACAUGAAACAGUAGUGUCUUUAGCAGCAGAAGGACAGUAUUGACCCAAUUGGGGAAUGACGAUAAAGGCCGAGAAUGCACGGGAGUCUGUGGCCGUCCCGGGAAUCCCAGCUGAGGAGGAAAUCCUGACUAGACCAAUGAGCUUCACAGGCAAGAUGGCAGCAGGGGAGAGAAGGAAAACAGAUGCAGCUACCAAUAUACAUGCCCACUUUACUCGGACAUCAUCACAAACGUUAAGAACAAUUGUGUACAUCUGUACUUUGAAUUUAGAAACCAACCUAAUUUUCCUCUUUGUUGGGCUGUAUGCUGUGUGGUACAGGAUCUUACAGUUUCCUAGGAAACGCUUUUUAUCGCUAUCCAGAUAUAUGGAUAAACUUUCUUAACAAACCCAAUUUCUACAAACGUUGUUUACAUCACAUUGGACAGGGAUGCAGACGCUGUCCAUGGCUUGUUCUAUUUUUGUUUAAAUCAUUUGAAGUUGAAGCUGUGGACGGUUUGUUGUGUCUAAUUCAGAUUAGUAAUUUACAGAGAAAUCAGACUUUCGCUACAAAUCAUGUGCAUCAAGUGUCUCAGAUAAUCCUCCCAUCAGUGUUCUGUUUCUAGAACUUGUAGAACCAGUGUUAACUGUUUGUAUCAGGGAAGCGGAGAAUCUAAGUGUAAAGGAGAAAUUAACUGAGACUCCUUAUUCCUUGAGGACAUCCAUCCAGGACCCUCUGGGAAUGAAGCUGUAGCAUUGCAGGAGAGACAGUGAUUCAUGUUCAACCACACAAACAAGCAUUUCUUCACAACAUGUGUUUGUAAUAUGCAAUUUGAAGUUUUUUGUUUUUUUUUAAAGUAUCAUUAUUAUCAUUAUUAUUAUUGAUGAGUAUUUACCAGUAUUCUAGUAAAAGGAUUUUUUUUUAACUUCUGUUGUUGUUAGCAGUACUGUUAGUAUUUAGGUAUUGACUAGACCUGCCUCAUCUUCUCACAUAACUAGGUGGGCGUGGUCACCAGUUUAAUUAAACAGGCAUUGCUUCUUUGACCUUUCAUCUUUUCUCCAUCAUUCUGCCCCCCGGAAAGGUAGUAAAUGCGUACUGGCUUUGUCGGUCUGUUCUUUCAGCUCGCUCAGGCAGGGUCUUUCUCCUCUGAGUCUUGUCACAAGAAGCGUUCUGUAUUCAAGUUCACAUAAUACUGGGGUCAUAUGGCCCCACACUGACCCCCCUCAGUACUCUGCCUACCUUAGAGGCAGUGAGGUUGGAGGAAGAGCCUCUGAACUGGUAAUCAGGAAACCAGUCAGUUCUCAUUCUGGGUCUGUCAUUAUCUAGCUGUGCUGCCUUGGGAAAGUCACUUCACCUCACUAGACCUCAGUUUCCUCACCUGUAAAAUGAAGGGGUGGGAUUAGAUAACCUCAAGGCUUAAAAUGCUGGACAUCCACUCCAGUCUCAUUCAUCACUGUGAAGACCAAAGUGGACUCAGAGCUGGAUAAUAUAAAGACCCAUAAAACCUAGUCACUUGCCCAGGCUACAUUAUGUCUUUCAAAUAGUGUUCUGACUUGGAAGAUGAUUAUAACCUGUAACAUAUUUGUUAUGCUUUCAAGUCUUGUCUUUGUGUCAUUGCAUUAUGCUGUUCACCGAGAGAUGGCAUCUCUUUAUUAUCACUUUCUUUCCUCUCUUGGGACCACUUGCCUUCCUGGUUAGUAGCAGAUUAUGUUCUAUUAUUGUCUUGGUAAAAAUAUUUUAAAUUAAAAAAAAAACCCUUUUAACUGAAAAAUAGUUAAUCAACAGACUACUUUGUGUAAACUAAGAUAUUUCCUUAGGACCAUUCACAGGCUUUGUUUUAACACAGGGACUCAAAUCUUUCAGCAGGUGAGAAAUAGAGAGUCAACAGCCCAGUAGCCAAACCAAGAUUGAAAAACAAGGACCCAUGUGUAUGAAUCAAAACCUUCAAAACAUGGUUAUGGUUUACUUUGGGGCUAGAGGUAUCCAGGUUGCUGAGUGGAUUAUAAUUAGAAACAAUUUCAUACAUUUUCUCCCGUACUUCCACAUUUAUUUCCUCUCGUAUUUUGGUGACUUCUAGAUAUUUCCAUGCUCCUCCACCCUCAUCAUUGAGAAAAUAUUGAUGCCUUGGUAUGCAGCCUUUUCUUUCAGGCCUUUAUAUUCUUUUUUAGGCAUUUAUUCUAUUAUUUGUCUCCCUCAGCUGCCCACCUCCCACACUAUAUAUAAAAAAUACACUACACUUAUCACGAAAGGGAAAGAUUGCACUAAUAAACAAGUUCAGUGGGUAAUGUUUGUACUGAUGCAUAUCUGACCAAAAGAUAGUAAAACUGUAUCCUACAGAAAAGAAAAAGAAAAUUAAACAGAUUAUUUUUUAAUAGGAGGAGAAAAGAGAACUAUUGUCCACUGCUGCAUCUUAAAAUAACUUCUCAAGAUUGCUCACCAUUACUGAUUGUCAUCUAUGGAAAUCAAGAAUUAGAAAUCUGAAGGACACUCAAAGGACACUUUUCACUCAUGUCUAGUGAAAAGUAGAGGCAAGAAAAUAUGGAGCUAUCCAGAUAAAUCAAUUCAGAACUUAAACUAGAAAAAAAUAUCACUAAGAAGUCAUCAACACAGAAAUACUGAACAUAGCAAGAACUAUAUUAUCAAAGCCAUGGAAAGCCUUUGGGGUUCACUUCAAAUGCUUCGUGCUUUCUGUUCAACCUUCCAGCACCAGAAAUAGGAAGAGUGGUUGAUUCCUUAUAAGCAAGGUACUUAGCUGUUGUAAAACGCAGUGAUGUUCUCUACCAAGUGAAUGGCAACUUCCAUGCAUACAACACACCACUUAAGUCAAAUAAUUUUCACUAUGAAUUCUGAUUUCCUUCUUCUUUGGAAUGAAGCAAUAGCUGUCAGAUUGCUCUCAUAUACAUAAGGUCCAUACCCAACAGCUCAUUUCAUAGGGAGCCACUUCAUCAACCAUUCAAUGUCACACAUCCUGCCUUUCAUUCCUAGGGCUUCUGUGGAGCUUGUGAGGAAAGACAGGCUUCAUUCGAAAGGGAAAACCUAUCACUUGUGCGUGGUGCCAUCUAGUGGUGUGUAACACAAUCUACCCCGAGUUUAAUAUAAAAACUCACUAAAAGUUUGGCAAAGGGAAUGAAUACCUGCUCAGUAGGACCUUUAUGACAAAUCGACAUGGGGAGAUUUUCACUUCAAAUAAGUUUUCUUAUUCUCAUAUGUUUUUCACCUAAAUUAUCUAGAUCAAAAAUUGCAUGUCAUUUUUUUUUUGAGCUUAGUACAUCAUCAACUCAUUCAUACAUGACAUAUCUCAACUUGGUUUUUGGUAACAGAAAUACACAAAAAUCUGUAUAAAACAGUCUUGGAAGAGUUAUCAUUAACAUUUAUAUUUUUCAUUGUGUUUAAAUGUUUCAAAUCUCCUAUUUUGGGUUCUCUAAUAUUUAUUUUUUGAAAUGUUAGAAGCAUCUGCUUGGAAAGAAAUGUUUGAUAUAUGCAAAUCAGAAUACUAUGUCUAAGGAAGUAAAAAUUAUAGUUUGUAAUCAAGGAGAAGAAAGAGGCUUCCUUUCUUCUGAAUUUGGGUAUCUACAGGCACAGGUUUCAUUCAGUUUCAUUUUCUUUUUUCCACACUCAUUCAGAUUUCCUUAGAGUGCUCUGGAAGGAAUAGACGUUGGAUUCUGAAUUGAUAACUAGGUAUAAAGUGAUGCCAAACAUGUAACACCAAGGUCCUCCACUAAGUGUUUUCACAUGCAGCGUGAAUACCAAUGUGGAUCCCUACCUUAGUUACACAGAAAAACCCAUCCUCCUGUGAGUAGUAUAAGCCCUUCCAAGCCAGGACAAUGUUUUGGGUGAGAUGCCCAAUAUUAAACUGCAUAAUCAUUAGCCAUUUUCAUAUAUACUAUCAUUUUGUAUAUUUUAAUCUCAUAAGCUUCAAAUAGUAGAGCCAUUCUUUGGGACAAUAUCAUGGAGACGGAGUUCAGGACACUCGAGAAACCACACAAUUCAAUACCAUUUUUGAAGGGUAUUUCUCCUGUAAGAUAUCUUAAAGGUAAGCAUUCAGAUAGCAGAAUCAAAACUUUUUACAUUUUUGGAGUGGAGCAAACCAGGCUCUUAUCUUACGUAUCCUUACCUGUGUCUCAGUCAGGGACACAGCAGCUGUGCUCUCCGUCCACUUGCUCUCUGUCAUCAAUGCACCAGGAAGGAAGUCAGUAAGGUGAUCACUCUCCCCAGAAUUCACAAGCCUUUGCCUCUAUAAGGUCUGCCCCCAUGGGGUCAAGCAAAUAAAAACCAUAUAAAGACCUGUAAGAGAGUGUACAGAGGUGAAAAAGUUUACUUGUCGAAUUUUCAGCCUUCAGGUUGAAAGUGAGCUUUAGCUUUUGCUGAGCAAUCUCUCUGCACUAAUCAGUUUCACUUAGAAGACCUCAGUGCAAACCCAAGGCUGAUGAGAGAA
This is a messenger RNA of Hipposideros armiger (great roundleaf bat), 7335 nucleotides long. RefSeq names its product unc-5 netrin receptor C (gene UNC5C). Gene Ontology annotation, cellular component: membrane. Bases 114 to 2966 code for a protein of 950 amino acids. Gene Ontology annotation, molecular function: netrin receptor activity; protein binding. Gene Ontology annotation, biological process: axon guidance; netrin-activated signaling pathway. Lineage: Eukaryota; Metazoa; Chordata; Mammalia; Chiroptera; Hipposideridae. The record is from RefSeq and is a predicted model, not a curated record. The transcript is spliced from 17 exons.